CGUUUGCCCUGCCCCUCCCCGCCCCUUCCCCCGCCUCCGGCCCGGCCCCCUCCUCCUCAGGUGAGGCAGCCAGGCCUAGCAGGCCCCACGCCGCUGCCUCUGCCUCCGGGCCACCGCUGCUGCGGGGCCACCAUGCCCCUGCCCAGGCCUGGAGACUGACCCGAAGAGGGCACUAUCUCUCAGCUCCGCCCCCACCUGCCGGACCCCAGGGUCCCACCCCGGCCCAGGAGGUCAGCCGGGGAAUCAUUAACAAGAGGCUGUGACAUGGCGGAGAAGGAGGGUGGCCGGACUGUGCCAUGCUGUUCCGGACCCAAGGUGGCAGCUCUCACCGCGGGGACCCUGCUGCUCCUGACAGGCAUCGGGGCAGCGUCCUGGGCCAUUGUGACCUUUCUACUCAAGAGUGAUCAGGAGCCGCUGUAUCCGGUGCAGGUCAGCCCGGCCGACGCCCGGCUCAUGGUGUUCGACGACACGGAGGGCACGUGGCGGCUGCUGUGUUCCUCGCGCUCCAACGCCAGGGUGGCGGGCCUGGGCUGCGAGGAGAUGGGCUUCCUCAGGGCCCUGGGCCACUCGGAGCUGGACGUGCGGACGGCGGGCGCCAACGGCACGUCGGGCUUCUUCUGCGUGGACGAGGGGAGGCUGCCGCUGGCCCGGAGGCUGCUCGAGGUCAUCUCUGUGUGUGACUGUCCCAGGGGCCGUUUCCUGGCUACCGUCUGCCAAGACUGUGGCCGUAGGAAGCUGCCUGUGGAUCGCAUCGUGGGAGGCCAAGACACCAGCCUGGGCAGGUGGCCGUGGCAAGUCAGUCUCCGUUACGACGGAGCACACCUCUGUGGAGGGUCCCUGCUCUCCGGAGACUGGGUGCUGACAGCCGCCCACUGCUUCCCUGAGCGGAACCGGGUCCUGUCUCGAUGGCGAGUGUUUGCCGGCGCUGUGGCCCAGGCCUCACCCCAGGGCCUGCAGCUGGGGGUGCAGGCAGUAGUCUACCACGGGGGCUAUCUCCCCUUUCGAGACCCCAACAGUGAGGAAAACAGCAAUGAUAUCGCCCUGGUCCACCUGUCCAGCCCCCUGCCCCUCACGGGCGGGGCAGGCCGGCAGGGGUUGGACCGCCUGGUCUCUCUCCCAGAAUACAUCCAGCCCGUGUGCCUCCCGGCUGCCGGCCAGGCCCUGGUGGACGGCAAGAUCUGUACCGUAACUGGCUGGGGCAACACGCAGUACUACGGCCAACAGGCUGGGGUACUCCAGGAGGCCCGAGUCCCCAUAAUCAGCAAUGAGGUCUGCAACGGCCCCGACUUCUACGCGAACCAGAUCAAGCCCAAGAUGUUCUGUGCCGGCUACCCUGAGGGUGGCAUUGACGCCUGCCAGGGUGACAGCGGUGGCCCCUUCGUGUGUGAGGACAGCAUCUCUCGGACGCCACGUUGGCGGCUGUGUGGCAUCGUGAGCUGGGGCACCGGCUGUGCCCUGGCCCAGAAGCCGGGUGUCUACACCAAAGUCAGUGACUUCCGGGAGUGGAUCUUCCAGGCCAUAAAGACUCACUCCGAAGCCAGCGGCAUGGUGACCCAGCUCUGACCUGUGGCUUCUCCUUGAUGCGCACGCCUCUGGGGCCCAAGUUCACCGAGGUGGCUCCAGCCCCACCUGGUGGGGUUCACCCUGGGCCUGGAAUGGGACGUUUUUCUUCUUGGGCUGAGCCCACAGGUCCAAGGAUACCCUCCCUCCAGGCUCCUCUCUUCCACAGUGGCGGGCCCACUCAGCCCUGGGACCACCUGAGCCUCACCCUCCUGACCCCAUGUAAAUAUUGUUCUGCCAUCUGGGGACCCCCAUCUAGGUGCCCAUGAUGACAGGAUGCUCUUUAAAUAAUAAAGAUGGUUUUGAUUAA
Molecule: messenger RNA, 1870 nt
Organism: Odobenus rosmarus divergens (Pacific walrus)
Lineage: Eukaryota; Metazoa; Chordata; Mammalia; Carnivora; Odobenidae
Gene: HPN
Product: hepsin
Exons: 13
Coding region: 265-1563 (432 amino acids)
Biological process (GO): regulation of cell shape; negative regulation of epithelial to mesenchymal transition; proteolysis
Cellular component (GO): membrane
Molecular function (GO): serine-type exopeptidase activity; serine-type endopeptidase activity
Source: RefSeq, a predicted model, not a curated record